This is a messenger RNA of Eimeria acervulina, 594 nucleotides long. Its product is annotated as FF domain-containing protein, putative. The transcript has a single exon. The record is from RefSeq and is a predicted model, not a curated record. Lineage: Eukaryota; Apicomplexa; Conoidasida; Eucoccidiorida; Eimeriidae. The coding region runs from base 1 to 594 and encodes 197 amino acids.
AUGCAAUCGCAUGCAGCUUCCAGCGGCCCUCCCGCUGCUGCUGCUUCAGCAGCAGCGACUGCAGCAGCUGCUGCUCCAGGGGGGGGCGACGCAGCAGCAGCAGCAACAGCAGCAGAAGCGGAGAAGCAAGCUGCUUUACGCAGGUAUCAGGAGCAGCAGCAGCGACUGCAGCAGCACCAUAACCGCCGCCUUGGAAUCAACUCUCCUGCUGCUGCUGCCCCCCCUCCUCCCGCUCAGCAGCAGCAGCAGCAGCAGCAGCUGCAGCAGCAGCAGCAGCAGCAACAGGCAGCUGCAAACGGCAGAAGCACAACCAACAACAACAACAGCAGCAGCAGCAGCCGUAUGAGCAGGAACAGCCUGAGUCUCGCGCAAAGGCAGCAACAACAACAACAACAGCAGCAGCAGCAGCAGCAGCAAGAGGAGGAAGCAGGAGACAGCGAAACAUCUUCAGAUGAAUCUGAUGAAGAGACAAAUAAAGAGUUAGAAGCUCUAAAAGACUUAGUUAACCGCAUGGAGGACUUCAAACAAAUGCUGCGAGAAGAAAACUUCGGCCCGUUUGCUGUCUAUGAAAAGGUAAAGAGAUUAAAUAAUUAA